Tribolium madens (black flour beetle) is the source of this 1537-nucleotide messenger RNA. Its product is annotated as venom acid phosphatase Acph-1-like. The coding region runs from base 29 to 1141 and encodes 370 amino acids. The transcript is spliced from 5 exons. The record is from RefSeq and is a predicted model, not a curated record. Lineage: Eukaryota; Metazoa; Arthropoda; Insecta; Coleoptera; Tenebrionidae. Gene Ontology annotation, biological process: dephosphorylation. Gene Ontology annotation, molecular function: phosphatase activity.
AUCCUGACACUUCAUCACAACAGUUAUUAUGAAGUCACUACUUAAACAUUUUUUGUGUUUUUGUGUAGUUUAUUUAGUUAAAUCUGCAACUAUUACAGCAGAUCCGGCGACUGAUUUAAUACUCAUUUUUAGACAUGGAGCUCGUACAACAACGGGGUUUUACCCUAACGAUCCUAACAAAGGCCAGUCGUUCUAUCCAAUCGGAAUGGGAGGAUUAACAAACGAUGGUAAAUUAGGAGAGUACAAAUUAGGGCGUUACCUCAAGAGCCUCUACGGAGACUUUCUCGGUGAUGUUUACACCGAAGAUGAGGUAUGGGUGAGAAGUACCGAUGUUUCAAGGACUAAAAUGAGUGCCCAAUUAGUCCUCGCUGGACUUUUCCCGCCCAAUGAGAUUCAGCAAUGGAAUCAAGACCUAGAAUGGCAACCAAUCCCGGUUUCGUAUAAAUCCGAUUCCGAAGAAGAUCUGUUUCAUCCAUGGGGUACGUGUCCUUAUAAAUCUGAUGUCAUUAACCAUUUACUCGAAAUAGAAGAAGUGCAAGACAAGUAUAUUAAACCCUACAAAGAAACCAUGGCUUUUAUUCAAGAAAAUUCCGGCAAAUCUAUGACAAAUCCGGCCGAUAUGCAAGACAUUUUAUUUAAUUUUAAAACGGAAGAUGAUAUGGGGUUGAUUAUCCCCGAUUGGGUAAGGACUAUCUAUCCUGAGCCAAUUCAAAGCAUAGCUGCUCAAGUUUAUGGUUAUCACAAUUACGACCCAAGAACUAGACAAAUCAAUUCCGGUUACAUGUUAAAGAAAAUUCUCGAUGAUUCGAAAAAUAAAAUUGAGGGGAACUCUAAGAAGAAAAUCUAUUUGUAUUCAGGACACGAAUCCACUUUGGGAUACAUGUUAAAUGCCCUCAAUGUCAACUAUAAAGCACACGUUCCGCCCUACGGAAGUGCCAUCUCCUUUGAAAUUCAUAAGGCUAACGACUAUUAUUAUGUCAAGCUUCGUUACAGAAACGAUACAGAAGCUACAGAACCCGUAGAGCUCAACAUUCCAAAAUGUGGAGUUCUUUGUCCUUAUGACCAAUUUGUUCAGUUGCAGAAAGAUUUAAUUCCAACGAUUUCGAUUCAAGACGCCUGUAGAAAGAACAACUAUUUGUAACUUGGUUAAUAGCCCACAGAUGGCAGCUGCUUUAAGAUACGAAACUACAAGAGUAUUAUACUCAUUGACUAAAAUGUUCAAUAAAGGGUCCCAGAACUUUAAAACAAUAUUCAUGAAAGAUUGUUAUUUAUGUUGCGUAUAGUUAUUCUCUAAAAAAUUAAUAACUAAAAAUUUUAGAGCUAGGUGUUUUUAAUUCCAAAUAUUUCUUAAUUUUAUUGCACUAUUUUUAAUGAUAAAAUGAAAAAGACGUCAACAACUUUAAUACGAAGUGAUCUAGAGUCUGUUGAAAGAAUUUUUGUUAAUAAUACGUACAACCCCACAAGAUUGUUGAAUUGUUCUUAAUCAAAAGCGUACUCUAAUGGUAAGCUUUAAAAAUUAGGGUCAGGAUUGCCAACA